CUUGUCAAGUUGAGUUGAGUAAUCCGUAAACUCAUUCGUCUCUUAUUUUGGAUUUUAUUACGUUUAAUAUAAUUGAUAACAUAUUUUUUUGAAAAAAUCCGUAAAAAAGUGUUUAUGUUUCUUAAUAAAAAUGACUGCCACGUCCAAAUUACCUAAAAUCGGGUAGGAACCCCACUCCCACUUAAGCCAAAGCAGGCAGGAAUCAGCUGUUUAAUUUGCCUCCUCAUUGUGGGUAAUACUAUAAACAAAAUUCACAAAUUGCAAAUAAAUAAAACCAGAUACUGUGGCCUUAUAGGCACGAAACUGUUCACAUAUUGCUGUGGAUGGAUAUAUAGCAGUUUCUAUAUUUUCCAUUUAAAAAGCUUUAAUAUCAAAUUUCUCUCAGAGAACUUUGAUGUUUCCACUACCUUUUUCAGCUUUUAAUCCCUUCAGUUAUUUAAACAGAUUCUAUGAGCUCAUCAGAUAAUUCUGCUGCAGACGAAGCUUCUAGCAAUAAAGAGGCCUCUCCUUGUCCGCAAGUCAUACAUACUGAGGAGGGAGACAUGAAGAGAGCUGCAGCAAAGAAACUCAUCGAGAGGUAUUUUUAUCAGCUUACAGAAGGAUGCGGGAACCCUAACUGUACAAAUAAAGACUGUGCAUCAAGUGGACAGUUCAAUCCUAUGAAUCCAAAUGAUGCAGCAGGACAUGCAUUAAAACUAUUCUCAAAGGAUGCAAAACUUUGUGAACGACAUCCUAGCAAAAUAGCAAGGAUUUAUUGUGGUUGCAGCAAAGACAAGUUCAGUGCUCCAGAAGAACCUAUUUGCUCAGUUGUAUCAAAUGAUAAUGUGGUGUCUCAAACGUCUGUGCCGACACAUUUAACAGAAGAAGCACUAUACGAUAUAAUCGACGAAUGUGAAAGCAACGAGACCUACUCACCCCUCAUAAGAACGUUGGGCGAAGUAUUCAGUAGCAUAGAAAAUUUAUCUAAAAGUUUCUCGCAAGAGCCUUUUAGCGCCACUUCGACGCCAAAUUCCGAAAAUCCUGAAAAGCUGCAAUGUCUAAACAAGGAACAACUGAGACAUCUAGAAGGCGAAAAAGAUAAGGAUGAAGAUUCCUGUGCGGAAACGAGUAAAACUUCGAUACGCCCUGUCGAUUUACCGGCUGUUAGAAGGGCGUACACGGCCCUUUUUAAACUUAAAACCUCAAUAUUUGAAAAUGCCAUGGUGAACGCAUUGGUAACCUUAGCUGGGAACUUACAGAUGGAGCUUCCAAUCAGGAAAGAAAAAGAUAGUCAUGACGACAUCGUUAAUGUUUUACUGAUAGUUUUUGAAAUACCUGCUUUAGGCUCAGGUGAUUUUCUUGAGACAGCAUUGCCAGCCAUAUGCAGGGCUGCCCAAUGGUUGCCAGUGGAAGUUCAAGCAACUUUAGCUACAUCCUGGGCAGGACCUGGAAGGUCUUCUAUAAGGAAUAUAUUGGAAAAUUUGCAGCAGCUUAUUACUUUAAGGGUUAUCGUGACACCCUUUCACAGGGAAUUUUUUAUUCAGGACGAGAAUGUUAUUACAUCGGCUACCCAAGUUAUGAAGGUUUUAUAUUAUGCCAACGUGCUAGCCGGCGUAUUAGAAUCGCCCGCAUUACGAAAUAUGGACGAUAUGAAUGACUCGAUGGACGAAAGCUUCUUGGCAGUCAAAUUGAACAAAAGCGUAGCACCGGUGGAUUCUCUAGCCCAGACGUUGGGCGUUCACAUCCUCGAUUGCCGAAAACCUUUUUUGCCUUAUUCGGAAUUUUACAACGAACCUUUGAGCGAUAUGGUUGAGAUGGAUAGGGAUUUUGCCAAUUUUAAAAGCGAAUUCGGUAUCUUUUCAGGCAAGUUUAGCUUCAUGAAUUAUCCUUUUAUUUUAACUCCCGCUACAAAAACUAUGGGACUGUACUUUGACAAUAGGAUAAGAAUGUACUCGGAGAGGAGGAUUAGUAUUUUACAAGCGGUUACGGGGCAACCCUCAAAUCCUUAUUUAAGACUGAAAGUUAGGAGGGAAAAUAUUAUCGAUGACGCUUUAGUUGAAUUAGAAAUGAUUGCUAUGGAGAACCCAAACGAUCUUAAAAAGCAGCUGGUGGUGGAAUUUGAGGGCGAACAAGGUAUUGACGAGGGCGGUGUAUCGAAGGAAUUUUUUCAACUAGUCAUCGAGGAGAUUUUUAAUCCGGAUUACGCGAUGUUCACCGUGCAAAGUGAAACGCAAAUGAUGUGGUUUAAUCCUACCAGUUUCGAAAGUACCGCGCAGUUUAACCUUAUUGGAAUAGUACUGGGUCUAGCAAUAUACAAUAAUAUUAUUUUGGCUGUUAACUUCCCUAUGGUAUUGUACAGAAAACUAAUGGGGAGAAAAGGAUCAUUCGAAGACCUACUAGACUGGAAUCCUGUUUUGUACAACAGCUUAAAACAGUUGCUGGAAUAUACCGAACCAGAUUUGGAAGAAGUGUUCCUGCAAACUUUUAGAAUUAGUUACAAAGAUGUGUUCGGGUCGGUUAUAAACUACGACCUUAAGGAGAAAGGUGAUAAGAUUCCCGUAACACAAGAAAAUAAAUAUGAAUUCGUCGAUUUGUAUGCCGACUUUUUAUUGAACAAGUCUGUAGAAAAGCAAUUCAAGGCUUUUUAUAAAGGCUUCCAAAUGGUAGUGGAUGAAUCUCCGUUAGAUCAACUUUUCCGUCCCGAAGAAAUUGAACUAUUAAUCUGUGGCAGUAAAAACUUUGACUUUGACGAACUGGAAAACUCAACCGAAUACGACGGUGGUUACACGAACGACUCCCAAGUGAUCAAAGAUUUCUGGUCAGUGGUCCACGCAUUGUCAACAGAAGACAAAAGAAAACUUUUACAAUUUACGACCGGUUCAGAUCGAGUUCCUAUAGGCGGUUUAAGCAGAUUAAAACUCGUUAUAGCUAAAAACGGUCAAGAUUCGGAUCGGUUACCCACCGCUCACACGUGUUUUAAUGUGCUACUUUUGCCGGAAUAUUCGUCGAAGGAGAAGUUAAAAGAUCGGUUAGUGAAAGCGAUAAAUUACUCUAAAGGUUUUGGCAUGUUGUAAUGGUCAAUAAUAAUUAAUUUUGCUGCUUGUGAUUUUUUUUAGAAUAGCUAAGAAACGGACAUUACUAACAGUAAUACAUUUUUUUCAUUAUAUUAUUUAGGGUAAUUUAAAUUGUUUAUCAUUAUAUUACCUGGUAUUAUUUAAAUAAUAAAAUAUAUUUUAUACUAGGUGGACAAA
This is a messenger RNA of Anthonomus grandis grandis, 3230 nucleotides long. RefSeq names its product ubiquitin-protein ligase E3A (gene Ube3a). Gene Ontology annotation, molecular function: ubiquitin protein ligase activity. Gene Ontology annotation, biological process: protein polyubiquitination. NCBI's taxonomy places the organism in Eukaryota, Metazoa, Arthropoda, Insecta, Coleoptera, Curculionidae. The coding region runs from base 450 to 3053 and encodes 867 amino acids. The record is from RefSeq and is a predicted model, not a curated record. The transcript is spliced from 13 exons.